This is a messenger RNA of Lotus japonicus, 3371 nucleotides long. RefSeq names its product putative calcium-transporting ATPase 13, plasma membrane-type. The transcript has a single exon. The record is from RefSeq and is a predicted model, not a curated record. Gene Ontology annotation, cellular component: intracellular membrane-bounded organelle; membrane. Lineage: Eukaryota; Viridiplantae; Streptophyta; Magnoliopsida; Fabales; Fabaceae. Gene Ontology annotation, molecular function: ATP hydrolysis activity; ATP binding; P-type calcium transporter activity. The coding region runs from base 133 to 3213 and encodes 1026 amino acids. Gene Ontology annotation, biological process: calcium ion transmembrane transport.
UGCAUGAUAUUUACCUUACUUUGAAGCACAAAGCAUUAGUUCCAAUUCAUUGCCUUCUCUAGUAACACAUAACACAUUUUUCUUGUGAUUUCUCAUCACCUUUUGUUAUAAUUCAUCAGAUUUCUCAUCACCAUGUCAAUGUCCUUUCUCACAAACUUGAACCGUGUUGAGACACUGCUCAAUUCAUCAAACACCUUGAGUGCACCAAAUAAAAGAUGGCACACUGCUUUUGUUACCAUCUAUUGUUCCCGUGCUCUUGUUUCACACUUCAAUCUCAAGAAAAACAAACCAAAAAUCUCACAUUCCUCAUCUUUCACCGUGCUAGAUUUGGAUGGUCCACCACAAAAUCACAACCAUUCCUUUGCCAUUGAUCAAGCAACUCUUAGUGACAUUGUGAAGGAGAAAAACUUGCACAACCUUCAAAAACAUGGUGGGGUUGAUGGGGUUGCUUCAGCUCUUGAAUCAAACAUUGAGAGUGGUAUCAAUGGUGAUGAUGAAGGGGUUGCAAUUGCACGUAGAAAACAAGUGUUUGGUUCCAACACUUACAAGAAACCACCUUCCAAAAAUUUCUUACAUUUUAUAGUGGAAGCAUUUAAGGAUGUUACCAUUCUUAUUCUCUUGGUUUGUGCUGCUCUCUCUCUUGGUUUUGGAAUCAAGGAGCAUGGUGCAAAAGAAGGUUGGUAUGAUGGAGGAAGCAUUUUCCUUGCUGUGUUCAUUGUCAUUGCAUUGUCUUCUGUUAGCAACUUCAGGCAGAGCAGGCAAUUUGACAAAUUGUCUCAGGUGAGCAGUGAUAUUCAGAUUGACGUGGUGAGAAAUGAGCGCAGAGAGAAGAUCUCAAUCUUUGAGAUUGUGGUUGGUGAUGUUGUUUGCUUGAAGAUUGGUGAUCAAGUUCCAGCUGAUGGGGUUUUCAUAGAUGGGCAUUCACUGAGAGUUGAUGAGUCAAGCAUGACUGGGGAGAGUGAUCAUGUGGAGAUUGAUGGAAACCACCCUUUCUUGUUGUCUGGAACAAAAAUUGCUGAUGGGUAUGGUAAGAUGCUUGUUACCUCAGUUGGAAUGAAUACUACAUGGGGUCAAAUGAUGAGUUCGAUUAGUCGCGAUGUCGACGAGCAAACCCCUUUGCAGGAGAGGCUGAACAAGCUCACAUCAUCUAUUGGGAAGGUUGGUUUGGCUGUGGCUUUCUUAGUUCUUGUUGUUUUAUUGGUUCGUUACUUCACAGGGAACACGGAGGAUGAGAAUGGGGUUAGAGAGUAUAAUGGAGGAGGAAGGAAGAGUAGUUUUGAUGAUAUAAUGAAUGCAGUUGUGAGGAUUGUUUCUGAUGCAGUCACCAUUGUUGUGGUUGCAAUCCCUGAGGGUCUUCCACUUGCUGUGACACUGACAUUGGCUUAUUCAAUGAAGAAAAUGAUGGCUGAUCAAGCAAUGGUGAGGAAGCUCUCUGCUUGUGAGACAAUGGGGUCUGCUACCACUAUUUGCACUGACAAAACAGGCACACUCACCCUCAACCAGAUGAAGGUGACCAAGUUUUGGCUUGGCCUAGAGCCAAUUGAAGAGGGUGGUUUUACAACAGUUGCUCCAUUUGUUCUUCAACUGAUCCAAGAAGGUGUGGCUCUCAACACAACUGGUGGGGUGCACAAGUCUAAAUCAGGUUCUGAGUUUGAGUUUUCAGGUAGUCCCACUGAGAAAGCAAUUUUAUCAUGGGCUGUGUUUGAAUUGAACAUGGAGAUGGAGUACUUGGUUAAAAGCUGUUCUGUCAUUCAUGUCGAGACCUUCAACUCAAAGAAGAAAAGAAGUGGGGUCUUGUUGAGGAGGAAUAAUGCAAACAACAACAACACAGUUGAUGCACAUUGGAAAGGAGCAGCUGAGAUGGUACUCAAAAUGUGCUCAAGAUACCAUGAUGCUUCCGGCAUUGUGAAAGAUCUUGACAAUGAGAGUCGACUGAAAUUUGAGCAAAUUAUCCAAGCUAUGGCAGCUAGUAGUCUUCGUUGUAUCGCUUUUGCACACUCAGAGGUUGCAGAAGAAGAGAUUAGAGAUGAAGAAGGCGUCACAAGGGUGAAAGAAAAUGGUCUAACCCUGUUAGGACUUGUUGGUAUUAAAGAUCCAUGUCGUCCCGGGGUGAAGGAAGCUGUGGAGGCUUGCCAACAUGCUGGUGUGAAUGUGAAAAUGAUCACAGGUGACAAUGUUUUCACAGCAAAAGCUAUAGCCACGGAAUGUGGAAUACUUCAUCCUAAUCAGGACACAGAUGGAGCAAUUGUUGAAGGGGAAGAAUUUCGCAACUACACACAUGAAGAGAGAUUGGAAAAAGUGGAGAAAAUAUGUGUCAUGGCAAGAUCCUCUCCCUUUGAUAAGCUUCUAAUGGUUCAAUACCUUAAACAGAAAGGCCAUGUGGUUGCUGUCACUGGGGAUGGAACAAAUGAUGCACCAGCCCUCAAGGAAGCUGAUAUUGGACUUUCUAUGGGGAUCCAAGGCACUGAAGUUGCCAAAGAGAGCUCAGAUAUUGUCAUAUUGGAUGACAAUUUUGCUACUGUGGUCACAGUCUUGAGGUGGGGGAGAUGUGUCUAUAACAACAUCCAGAAGUUUAUUCAAUUUCAGUUGACAGUGAAUGCUGCUGCACUUGUGAUCAAUUUUGUGGCAGCAGUGUCAGCAGGGGAAGUGCCACUUACUGCAGUGCAAUUGUUAUGGGUGAACUUGAUCAUGGACACACUGGGUGCUUUGGCUCUUGCGACAGAGAAACCUACGAAGGAGUUAAUGGAGAAAUCACCAGUUGGUAGAACAAAACCUCUCAUCACUAACAUCAUGUGGAGGAAUCUUGCAGCUCAAGCUUUGUACCAGAUAGUUAUUCUGCUGACUCUUCAGUUUAAAGGUGAGUCUAUCUUUGGUGUGACAUCAGGGGUGAAUGACACAUUGAUCUUCAACACAUUUGUUCUGUGCCAAGUGUUCAAUGAGUUCAAUGCAAGGAAGAUGGAGGAGAAGAAUGUUUUCAAAGGCAUACUCAGGAGUAAGCUGUUUUUGGGGAUUGUUGGUUUCACAAUAAUCCUUCAGGUGGUGAUGGUUGAGUUUCUCAAGAAGUUUGCAGAUACUGAGAGGCUGAAUUGGGGGCAAUGGGGUCUUUGCAUUGGUCUUGCUGCAGUUUCAUGGCCAAUUGGUUGGCUUGUGAAGUUGAUACCUGUUCCUGAUGAACCAUUUCUCAAUAUUUUCAGAAUUAGGAAGAAAAAAUGAAGACUGAGCCAUGUGGGGUACUCAAUCUAUUGAUCUUGGUUGACUUGGAUCAUCAUGUAGAAGUUGGAUUAUUCUAUUUUAUUGUAAAUUUUUAAUCAUUUUUUUUAAUGUAUUAUAUAUUCUUUACUAAGAAAUAUACUCUUUGACUCAGUAUGUAA